CGUGUCAUGUUUGCUAAUUUCGAGCUGUCUUCCGGCGGAUUGGUCGCAGCGGACGUCAAGCCCAAGCGAACACGUACAGAUCAGGGUUGUCUACCAUGUCGGCGAAAGAAGAAGAGGUGUGAUCUUGCGAAGCCUGUUUGUGUGCGCUGCCGGAAGAGCAUUGGAUCUGUUGUCUGCGAAUGGCCUGCACACGCAGCGUCGCUAGCCUCCGAAGAUGGCGGCAGAUAUCAACCGCAUCUUGACCUCGAUGCUGGUAGAGAUCCAAUCCGGCUGUCAGCAAACCCUGGAUCUUCGUCCCAAACUACAGUGGUACUUCGCGAGAAGGGAAGGAGCAACCACGGCAUAAUAUCUCCGAACACUAUGGGACGUGUGUGGGAGAAACCACCCUCACCACAGAACAGCAUAGAGAAUUGUAUCACUGUCAGCCUUCCUAGCGGAGUAAAGACAGUAUCACCGAAAUUAACAUCUAGUCAACUUAUUCAAAUCACGACUGCAUUCGACAAGGCCAUCAUUUCCCCAGACAAUGGCAGUCUUGAUCAACCAGCAUCUCAACUCUGUCUGCCGUUGUGUCUACAGAACUCAUCACUUAUGCAUGCCUGGCUAUCAUGCGGUACUGCAUUUGUAACAAGGGCACAACCAGGAGGUAUCCAGAAGGCUCUUGUACACUAUCAACAAGCAGUCAAGGGGCUUGCUACUGCUCUGACCGAGACUGGCCUGACUGCUCCGGAAUGGAAGGUGGCUGCGACACUUCUGUUACAUACUUUCGAGGCAAGAGCUUCUCUUUUAGAGUGUACAACCUCCAAGCUAACUCAUGGUCAAACAGNNUCGAUGAGCCCAAGGACCGACGAGCCUGCUAGUAUGCGAGUCGCCCAUCUGAGCGGUGCCCACAACCUGGUUCGGGUAAGCAUGAUGAAUAGAGCACCUUCAUCGAUGCACCAAGUCCUCCUACUCGAGGCGUAUUCGUUCCGCACAGUGCACAAUCGACUCUUCCAGCCUUUCCCUUCGCUGCCUUACGACUAUAUCGAGCGGCUGUUCGAAACACUGUGUCUCCCAGGAAGUCCUCGACAAGAUAUGGUCAGACAAUGGAGAAAGUGCCCCUGGGUGGGUAUGUGCGCUCCACUAUUUGACAUGGCCUUCAAGCUGUGUUGGUUGAGGGAUAGGCUGCCUCUCCAAGGCAAAGAUUUGAUCGAUGCAAUUUCUCUCUCAACCAGGAUCAUGAAUUGGCGAGCACCUGUCGAGGCUCCAGAAGAUUUGUUCGACGUCGAUUCCGGUACAGCCGACACUUUUAUGAUGAAGAAUCUGCUUUCAGCAAAGGCUUGGUACUAUGGCUGUCUGUUCCUCUCACACAAGCUAUUGAACCCGUCGACUGGGCCUUUCGAUCCGGAUCUUGUUGUCAUAUCUCGGCAAAGCCACAAGGUCUUCCAACAGAUGGAUCUUCUUCAGGGUGCAUCUGCGCUUCUUUUGUGGCCGAUCUUCUUGCUUGGUACAGGUGCUGUCACGCCUGCUGACCAAACAGCGUUCAGCAAUGCUAUUGUGUCGUGCGCUCCGAGAUCGGGUCCUGGUACCGUUCUACGCACCACACAACUUCUUCACUGGGCGUGGGCGUCGGACACUGAACUCGAAGCAGGAUUUUUGGGCUCAGACAUUAUUCUUCGAACUGAUAUUCUCAGGCAAUUCUUCAUGUAA
This is a messenger RNA of Aureobasidium uvarum, 1686 nucleotides long. The record is from the annotation of a GenBank genome assembly. NCBI's taxonomy places the organism in Eukaryota, Fungi, Ascomycota, Dothideomycetes, Dothideales, Saccotheciaceae.